Cercocebus atys (sooty mangabey) is the source of this 13127-nucleotide messenger RNA. It is a transcript of the gene NHSL2, whose product is annotated as NHS-like 2. The transcript has 8 exons. The record is from RefSeq and is a predicted model, not a curated record. Gene Ontology annotation, biological process: cell differentiation. The coding region runs from base 4510 to 7626 and encodes 1038 amino acids. NCBI's taxonomy places the organism in Eukaryota, Metazoa, Chordata, Mammalia, Primates, Cercopithecidae.
CCCAAAGGCCCCACCUCCACGUACCAUCUCACUGGGGAGUAGGGUUUCAACAUAUGAAGAAGGAUGCACAGACGUUCAAUCCAUGACACUUAGCGUGUCUAGGUCCUAGAGACUGUAUCUGGUUUUCACAACUUUGCCAGCCCUGUUAGACUCUGAAGCUUAACUUAAUCCCCACUUUUUGAUCCUAAAUGCUACCUCAGAUCACCGCACCUCCAUGACUGACCUAUUAUUAUGCCUUGCACCCAAUAGCUCUUUGCAUUCCAGCCUGGAUACAGUACCUCAGGUCCCUGCUUGGCCUGAAAGGAAAGUCAGACAUGGCUGCCUGGUUCUCCAUUCACUAUUUCUAUUACUUUCCAGAUCUUGUCUUUAUAAGUAAACUCUAAGCUCCUGGAAGGCAGGACUGUCUGUGUCUUAUUCUUUUCUUUAUCCUUUGCAAUACCAGCAUUUUCUUUUAUUCAUUCAAUUAUUUCUCAAAGACUGAAUGUUCAUUCUCUGCCAGGCUUGAUACUAGGUGUUGGGGCAGCAGAGGGGAGACAAAUAUGGUCUAGUAUAUUCUAGUAAAUUCAAGGCAACAGGGAAGCCCAAUGACAUAAGAUUGGCAAAUUGAUUUUGGGCCCAGGCCAGUAGAAAUAUGUGUGAAAAUGGUUGGGGAACAGGCAGGACCUGCCUAUGCCUAGAACAGAUAAGGAAGAAAAUCAGAGGCUGGCGGAUGCUGGAGGCCUACUUCAAGAGCCUUGGGGAGAAAUGGGAGAAGGAGAUGGAGUAUUGUCUGCUUUUUCCAAAAUGAGUGCCUAGAAAGGGAAGUGGCAAUUAUGGUCCCGAUGAAAACAAUAUUUCCAGUUGUUACCUGAAACAAUAGGAUCUGGGGGUGUGAUUCUCAGAGGCGGGUGAUGUAAUGGGAAAAGCACUAAACUAAGCUUUCUAGUCCUCAAAUUCCAUGACCCUUUGACCUGAGUUUUGGUUUCAGCUCUACCUCUUGCUCACUAUCGGACUUGGCUAGCUCCAUUCCCCUAGCUCAGCCUCAGUUUCCUCCUCUAUGACAUGGCAGGAUGUGGAGUGGGGUGGUGAGUGAGGAGCUUGGACUCAGGGACUGCAAGCUUCCUCUGAGCUCUUGACAUUCUUGGCAUGCGACAGGAAGAGAAACACGGAUUAGGAAGGUUCUAUUGGAGGUUGAGACUGGAGGCAGGGAGGCUGGUGGGGAGGCCGAGGCAGCAGUGCUAGUGGGAGUAGAGUGGGAGAGGAUCUGAGCCAAGGCAGGGGCUGAGAUUGGUGUCAUAUUUGGGAGGAAAUGGAACCGACGGGAACUGUCAACUGACCAGACGGUGGGGAUGAACGAGGAGGAACCAAAGAGGAUGGAGAUUUGGUUGUGCCCUAGGAGGCCUGAGGGAGAGGAAUAUUGGGCCCCAGGCCUAACACUGCCAACAAACUUCCAUGUGGCCUUAGGGUCUCUUUCUUUGUCUCAGUUGCCACAUCUGCACAGUAAAGGGAUGGCUCUGAUGCUCCCUAAAACCCUCCCUGACCCCUAACAACUAUAACAAAUUAGGGAGCGCUGCGGGUUUCCAAAUUAGUCUUUAACUUGUUAGAAGUUUGUAGGAAAAUUCUGAACUCUUACACGGGAAGCUGGAAUCUAUGGUAGGGCUUGUAACUAUCGUGGUGUGGUGGGGAGGUAAGGACAGCGUCUGAGGCCACAAAUGGGGCUACCAGGAGAGGCCUUGGGGACUCUCCUGAAGUGAAGCUCAAGAGUGGGCAGUCCUUGAAAAACGGGCUUACUUCUUGACCUGGGAAGACGUGGCCUUGGCAGUAUUUUAAAGGAGACAUUUAAAGAUCCCAGAUCCCAAAAGAAUACAAAUGGCACAGUACUCUGCAUGGUGUUGGAGCCAUUUUUGCUGGUUCAUUAACUCAUUUCAUCCUCGCAGGAACCUUCAUUUCACAGAUAAGGACGGGCCCAGAGAGGCUGAGUGGGUGGUCUAGAUAACAUAGCUAAAGAACAAAAGAGCAGGCAAAGCUGUUUCUGGGGCAGUAAGCCACAGUGCUAUUAGCAGCAUCUGUGACUGUCACUACUAGAAUCACAGCUAUUUUCAUAUCACAUUACGGUUGUUGCAGGGAUCUCAAAAAAUCAUGUAUGCUCAUCACCACUUCAAAAUGAUAGUAGUCAUUAGACCCGCUGCUUGAUCGUGUUACAUUGAAGGUGUUAAUCAAGAAGCACGUAUGACUAUACUGUAAAUUGCAUCUCAAGAUACAGUAAUCAGUUUCCUUUAUAAUCCUAGGUAAUUUAAUACAUUUAGAAGCAUUUUUUGAAAUAUGCAAUACAUCAUUAUUAAUUAUAGUCUCCUAUGUUGUGCAAUAGGACACCAAAACUUGUUCCUCCUCUCUAACUGUAACUUAGUGUCUGUUGACCAACGUCUUAGAUUUUAAAUAUUCUCACCACAAAUAAAUGGUAAAUGAUCAUAAUGAUACAUAUUUGAGGUCAUGGAUAUACUAAUUACCCUGAUUUGACCAUUCCACAAUGUAUACAUGUAUCAAAACCUCACAAUGUACCCUAUAAAGAUAUACAAUUAUUUGUCAAUGAAAAAUAAAAUAAAGCUUUAAAAACACAAAAUAAUAGCUACUAUUUUCUACCCCAAAUAUCUCCCACCUAUUUUUUUCCUAGAAAGGGUCCCUAAGCAGUGCCAGACUGCCAAAGGCAUGACAAAGGGAUCCAUGAGAUAGCAGCAACCCUUAAAUCCAUUGUUCCCACCUGUAGCUGCACAUUAAUAUCACCUGCGGAGCUUUUGAACUGGCACUGCCCAGGCCUCACCCCAGACUAUUGGAAUCUGACUCUGGGGAUGGGGAUGGAGUUGGAGUAUUUUUUCUGCAGCUCCUCAGGAGAUUUGUCUCAUGUGGAGACAAAGCUGAGAACCACAGCCUCAGAAGGAAACGGGCCUAUGUGCUGCUCUUUGGGGACAACAAGGAAGGAAGGAGAAACUCAGAGAUCAUGCCCUGUUAUGCAGACAGGAUGAAAAAGAACAGAAGCCCAGGCAUGGGGAGGAGGUGGGCAGCUUGAAGGAGUGGGAGCUGGAGCCUGCAGCAAGAAAGAGCUAUGGGGAAGGCACCACAGCCAGAGGCUGCCCCAGGCUCUGCCAGGCCAAUGGUCUAGGUGGUGUUCCUGCAGAAGGAAAUGGGAAAUAUUGAGGUGAGGGUGAGGUAAGGAUGUAAGGAUGUACUCACGGCCUCUUUCUGCACCCUCAAAUGGCAGAUCCUGAUAAGUUGUUAACACCGUGUAAGAAACACGAGAGACAGUCUGUUCCACCUCCUCCCUUGGCACCCAUACAAAAUGACUCCCCAUCUACCCACUCAUAAGAUCACAUCCGGAUUCCACCAUCAUCCAACCCAGCAGAAAGUCCCACCUUUGGUCUCUGUAAAUAUCUGCCAGCCAGAGCAAUACAGCAUGCCAGGGUCAGACACCAGUUCCCCAAGUGUGCUGCCUUUUGCUAUGAGGAGACUUCAGCAACCUGGGAGCUGGGCAGGGCUGCAGUGAUGAUCUUUUCAAUGUGUGAAGAAGGAAAACUGUGUUUGAGAGAAGAGGAAAGUGGCUGGCCCAUGGUGCCACAGGGAAUAGCAGAAGAACCAGGACUCCCUGUCCAGUGCUCCCUUCCCUACACACCCUGAGACUUCAGCUUUGGUUCCUAAUCUGCCAGUGCCAGGAAACUGGCCCACUUCCCACUACAGCCCUGUGGCUCUGACAGGGCCACUCAUGAUAUCCGGCAGAGAUCUUGAGUCAGCUGCUCUGAAGGAACUUCCAGUAAGGCUCCUGCUCAGAGUCUGGAUCAGGAGUGGGGGAAUGGGGCAUUUUGAGUUUUGUGCUUAUGUUGCCUUCCCCCCAUCUUUUGCUCCUGGACAUCUUUUGACUGGGUGGGAUUUUCCUCACUCCCCACCUCCAAAGUGGAGACUAUGUCUUUAAGAAAGGACGAGUCAGAGCCACGGGGAUCAGUUUCAAGCAGCCCUCAGAAGGCGAAUCUGGAUUGAGUUUAGGAAGAAAAAAGAAGGGGUUAGCUUUGGUCCUGCCUCCUUUCCUUUCUCUCAUUUGCUCGUCUCUCCUCCGUCCUUCGUCUGGAAAUUUGGUGAACUUGGCCAGGAGGUUCCAGAGCCCAGGGCUUUCCCCAGCAGCCUUGUCCCCUCACCUGGUCCCUCCUUCAGCUCCUGAGCACACAGUUUGGAGGACAGCUGGACAAGUGGCUGGAAUGAGUAGCUGCAGCUAACUCGGGUCGGGAAAAUGCGACAGCGACUGCCCACUCGAGGUCGUCAUGGCGACAGCCAGUGAACGUGUUCCUCUCCUCGGGCAGGCCCCCGAGUGUAGAGGAGCUGCUUCGCGAGGCGCAGCUCAAUCUCCAGAGCCUGUUGCAAGAAGAAUAUGAGGAACAGUAUUCGGAGGCCAGACUUGUGGGGCAGACCUUCCGCUCUUCUGAUGAGGCCACUAAGCCCACCCCCAACCCAAGGCCCCAGUCUGCCAGGCGUCUGGAGUUUGUAUUGAUGCCUACAAAACGGCAGCUGAGCGAGGAUGAGACUACCACCCAGGGUGUGAGGGCCCCCGAGGCCUCCCUGAGCCUGUCUACCACAGCCGACAAGCAAACUGCCUGGAAUAACCUCUUCCCUCUGCCCAUCCUAGAGGAGAAGCGGUGGCCUCAGCCUUGCUCCACGCAGUCUGACAUUGUGCCCAUCAACAUCUCUGGGCAGCAGUUUGAUAAACAUGCAAGUUUGCGACACUCGUUGUUUAACACAGAGACAGCCGUGAACCCCAAGUCCACCCUGAGGCGGAGGCGGACCAUUAUUGGAUUCUCUAACUUUUCCCAACGAGAUCAAGGUCACAGCAACAGCCCAGCAGGCAGUGUGGCCCACUCUACCACCUCUGACAUCAGGCCCAGUCACUCAAUUCUGGAAGGAGUUCAUGGAAGAGUUGCAGUUGGUCAGGAUGCUCGGUUCCCAAGUCUCACCUCGCCAGGACUGAGAACUCCUUCCAGUGAGCCGGACGAACCUCACCAGGCGCGGAGUGGCCCAAACCCUCCUGGCAUGGAGAGCAUGGGAAUGGUGUACAGUGUCCCCAGUUCUUGCAAUGGACCUACAGAAUCAACCUUCUCCACUUCCUGGAAGGGAGAUGCUUUUACCUACAUGACUCCAAGUGCCACCAGCCAGAGCAAUCAAGUCAAUGAAAAUGGGAAAAAUCCUUCCUGUGGGAAUUCUUGGGUCUCUCUAGACAAAGUCCCACCUCUGGUUCCUAAGGAGGCUGCUACCCUCCUUGUUGCUCGUGAUAACCCAGCAGGAUGCAGUGGGUCAGCUGGCUACCCUGAGCACCUUAUUCAGCGAAGGCACAUGCCCGAAAGACCCUCCAAGAUUGGCCUUCUGACCAGUGGGACCACAAGGCUGGAGACAGGCCCCGGCGGGGCCAGCAGAUUCCGGGAGCGGUCACUGUCUGUGCCCACAGACUCAGGCACCACAGAUGUGGACUAUGAUGAGGAGCAGAAGGCCAAUGAGGCCUGUGCCCUGCCUUUUGCCAGUACAAGCUCUGAGGGCAGUAACAGUGCUGACAACAUCGCCUCCCUUAGUGCCCAGCAAGAGGCCCAGCACAGAAGGCAGAGGUCCAAGAGUAUCUCACUUAGGAAGGCCAAAAAGAAGCCUUCCCCACCCACGCGCAGUGUCUCACUGGUCAAAGAUGAGCCAGGCCUCUUGCCUGAAGGUGGGUCAGCACUACCCAAGGACCAGAGGCCCAAGAGCCUUUGCCUCUCCUUGGAACACCAAGGACAUCACUCGUCCCACCCAGAUGCUCAGGGUCACCCAGCUGUUCCAAACCACAAAGAUCCAGAAGGUACACAAUUCUCCCACCACUGGUAUCUUACUGACUGGAAGUCUGGUGACACCUACCAAUCCCUGUCCAGCUCCAGCACUGCCACUGGCACCACAGUCAUUGAGUGCACCCAAGUUCAGGGCAGCUCAGAGUCUCUUGCCUCGCCUUCCACCUCCAGAGCCACUACACCUUCCCAACUCUCCAUUGAAGUGGAGGCCAGGGAGAUAUCCUCCCCGGGAAGGCCCCCUGGACUGAUGUCACCCUCCAGUGGCUACUCCAGCCAGUCAGAAACACCAACACCUACUGUUUCCAUGUCCCUGACCCUGGGCCACUUACCCCCUCCAAGCAGCAGUGUCCGAGUACGUCCAGUGGUACCUGAGAGGAAGUCAUCACUACCCCCAACGUCACCAAUGGAGAAAUUUCCCAAGUCACGGCUAUCAUUUGACCUACCACUGACCUCUUCACCCAACCUGGAUCUGUCUGGGAUGAGUAUCUCCAUCCGAAGCAAAACCAAGGUGAGUCGGCACCACUCAGAGACAAAUUUUGGUGUCAAGCUGGCCCAAAAAACUAAUCCCAACCAGCCAAUCAUGCCUAUGGUUACUCAGUCCGACCUACGUUCUGUUCGCCUGAGGUCGGUCAGCAAGUCUGAGCCGGAAGAUGACAUUGAGAGCCCUGACUGUGCCGAGGAAUCCAGAGCAGAAGAAGUCUUCACCUUGCCAGAGAGAAAGACAAAACCUCCCGUAGCUGAAAAGCCUCCGGUGGCCCGGAGGCCUCCAAGCUUGGUCCACAAGCCACCAUCUGUUCCUGAGGAGUAUGCGCUAACUUCACCAACCUUGGCUAUGCCCCCCAGGAGCUCAAUUCAACAUGCGAGACCACUCCCUCAAGACAGCUACACGGUAGUGCGGAAACCAAAGUCCUCCAGCUUCCCAGAUGGCAGAAGCCCAGGGGAGUCAACAGCACCCUCAUCUCUUGUUUUCACGCCUUUUGCCAGUUCCUCUGGUGCUUUCUUCUCAGGAACACAGCAGCCUCCCCAGGGAAGUGUGGAGGACGAGGGCCCCAAGGUGAGGGCCCUGCCUGAAAGAAUUAGCCUCCAGAGCCAGGAAGAAGCUGAGAAAAAGAAAGGCAAGAUUCCACCUCCCGUACCAAAAAAACCCAGCGUGCUGUACCUGCCUCUCACUUCUCCCACAGCUCAAAUGGAGGCCUAUGUGGCAGAACCAAGGCUGCCUCUUAGCCCCAUCAUCACCCUGGAGGAAGACGCCAAGUGUCCCCCCACCAGCGAUGACCUGCAAUCACUUGCUCAAAGGGUGACUUCAACUCCUCAGGCUGACAGUGAAAGGGAGGCAAGCCCUCUGGGGAGUUCUGUGGAACCAGGCACCGAAGAAAAAAGUUUAAUCAGUGAUAAAACAGCCGAAUGGAUUGCGGAGGAUGAUGAUGACGUGUUUGUGGCUUCACGCACAACUGAAGAUUUAUUUACUGUGAUACACAGGUCCAAAAGGAAGCUGCUCGGCUGGAAGGAACCUGGUGAGGCCUUUGUGGGCGGCAGAACAAGUUCCCACUCACCAAUAAAGAACACAGCUGAGUCUCCAAUCAGUGAGUCUACCGCCACCACAGGGUCAGGCAGCAGUGCCAACCUAGAUGCUGGCAGAAAUGACGAUUUCAAGGCCUUGCUACAGAAGAAGGGAAGUAAGGCAACUCCAAGGUCUCGUCCCUCAGCAGCUGAACUGCUGAAGACCACUAACCCACUGGCUCGGAGAAUUAUUGCACAAUUUUCAAAAGACUAUGAAACCACCGAUAACCCCAGUACCUAAGCCCUGGGCUCAACAAGCAGGAUUUACUUACUAAACUUGACUAGAGAAGGGGGAAGAGAAAGGGUCUUUAAACAGAACCGUGGGAAUAACAACAGAGCCUACAUUUCUUUUACAUGAACUCACAUUCUGGACAGCAGGAGAGAGGCUACUUCAUCUAGAGCUAAAAUCAAUCUGGCACUUAAUCAUCUUCAGACAUUUUUGUGUUUUCAUACUUAUAAGCUUGUCAUGACUGACUACCGAGUUUCUUCUUAUUUUCCCCAGUGGUGUGCACUAACUAAGAAGAAAUUUUCAGAUGCCAGGGCACAUGUGCCACUUUUUCAAUUCAAUAACCCGGCUGCUCCAUCCCUGGCUCCUGUCACUGAGGAGUGCAGUGUGAGAGCAGAUUGGAGGUUGCCAAACCUGGGGGGCAUAGGAUGCCAUUGCUCAUUAUUCACUUUCCUAGGGAGGCUCUGAUGGCCCUGUGUGCAAACACAGAAAGACUCUGAUGCCUCCUCAACCACAGUUUAGCUUUCCUCUGCACUUGCGAGAGGUUUGCAGGGUGCACUUAUUUCGGCAUGGGGUUGAUUGGAUGGCUUUUGUGGUGCAGAAUAUGACUGUGACUCCAUCCUGGAACUUAAUGCCUUUUUCAGUUUGAUUGUCUACACGGAGAUCAGGGUGAUAAGUUUCAAUAAACAUAUAGACAUCCCCCGCCCCCCUCGCAACUCCCAUUAGCUAGAAAAGACCAGGACUGGGUUGCUUUGAAUGAACCAAGUUUGACCAACAAACCAGACAGCCAUUUGUUCACUCAGAUCUAGCCGAGGUAGCUCACAAGUGCACCUUGAGAUCCUCCAUAUGUCUGUCAACAGCGAUAGCCAGGAUCUGUGCCCAGCUCAUGCUGCAUUCUAAAAACUCUCAUUUCAUUUGCAUAUAACAUUCAUUACAGGAAGUAAUUAACUGAAGGAACAGCAUCAUCAAAGGCUCAAGGAGAAUAGAAAGUAAGUGCAUCUUGCCCCCCACCAGUCAAUUCAGAUUGUGGUUUGUGGUGGUUUGGUUUUGUUUAAAGGAAGUCCGACUCUGUUCCAAAAACCAAGAACAUAUAAACUAAAAGGAUCUAUCCAAAAUCUAAAAGGCAGUCUUGCCAGUUGCUAUGGCCCAUAAUGCACACACACCACACACACACACACACAAAAGGGCUACUUUUUGCCAUUUAGGUUCUGUGUUUAACCAGCUUUCAAUUAACCUUGCUGGGGGAGAGCAUAAGAACCUGGGUAAAUAGCAUACUGAAAGAGCUUCAGAAUAAUCAUUGCGACCCCUCCCUGCCCCCACCUCCCACAAAGCUUAUAGGCACUAACUAUUCUUGUCAGCUCAAUUUUCUAAGCAGAGCAAGAGCGGUGAUUCAUUUGAUUUUUGUAUGCCUGAUUUCUGGGAGGUUGGGGAGGAAGACAAAGCAUUGAGCAAAGAAAACCUGCUGACCAGUGAUGGAAAGUUAAUUGUCUACUGUCUUCGAGAGGCAAAAAGAACAGUGGAAUGAAAUUGUAGCCUGCUUCACAAAGAGAGUUCCCCAGCCCCUUCCUACUUCACUCCCCACCCAAUAGAUUCAAUGGUCAACCUCCUGGAGGAUGCAGUAAGAGUUCCAGAGACAAGCAGUUCUCAACUUUGAUAGCUUAUAUUGCCCAAUGAGAAGCCACCUCUUAGCUCAACUGCCCACACUCCAGCUGGACAGAGCAGCUGAAAAACCACACUAAGUACGGAGAAAACUUGGGCCUCUCACAAGAGAAGCUCUAGGCCUAGGCCCUUUGUUGUUAUAGUUCUGAAUCUGAGACUUCUGGAAACAGGCCAGGCCCACCAACUCCCUUGCAACCAGCACUUCGACACUUAAAAUAAUAAACAGCAAGGCCCAGUUGCUUUUGAAAGUACUAGAACUACUUGGUGUGAAGGUCUUAACCAAAUUCGAAAUUUCAGGGAUUUUGCCUGAAAUAAAAUCAAUUCAUCCCUGGCCUCAGUUUAUAUAUGAAUGCCACCUUUGUCUGCUCCAGACUUAGAAUUCCAAAAAACACACAUUUUCCUCUGUAGUAACUGAAGGAGCGUUUAUGCUUUUGCUUAGCAAAAGUGAAAAGACACCAGGGUCUGCUCCUUGGGAACCAUUAUGACUGGUUGAACGUUAAAGCUGAGUAUGGGAGUCACAUAGUAUAGGCCUUGUUACUUCUGUUGACUUUCCUGGAAGUUUCUUGUUUACUACUUCUAACGGGUUUUGCCUCUCCCCUCACCUUGCUACCUCUGGAGGUUUUCCCAAAAGAUUCUGAAACUGAAUGCUCAGACACCUUUAUGUUUGUCAAUUACCUUUAGUCUUGCUUUCCUCUACAAUACUCUAUAUGCCUGGAAUUCUUAGAAUAUCUUCUACAUCAUCACUGUGGCCCACCCAGUGGUGUUCCCAUUAGCACAAGAGGAUUUGGGGCAGAAAUCAUAUGGUCAGAGAGGACAUUUAAGACUGGAAGUAUUCAUUUAAUUUUUCAAAUUAAUUUUUUGUAAAGAUGGGAGUCUUGCUAUGUUGCCCAUGCUGGUCUUGAGCUCCUGGGCUCAAGCGAUCCUCUUGCCUUGGCCUCCCAAAGUGCUGGGAUUAAAGGGGUAAGCCACCGUGCCUGGCCUCAUUUAAUAUUUUGCAACAGGUAAACAUAGUCCCAAAUAAACAACCAAACUGUAAAACUUCUACUAAUAACUAAUUAACAGAACACCAAGCAUAUUCCCCACUCCUAACACUCAACCUCUCUCCUACCUUUGAUUAUCAUAACACCACUCUCUCUCCCACCCAGGCACUUACCACAAUGUUUGUUGCCUUCUGCACUUGCUCUGCUGAGACUGGAGAAGAGAGGCUGAAAGCCCCUCUCAGAAAGGCUUACAGAGAAUCCAGCACUACUUCGAUUACUAGUACAAAUAAUAAUGAUAAUGAUUUUUGAAGGUGGAAUAGAGAAGAGAUUUGAGUGAAAUUAAGUUGGCCCUAGGAGGUCAGCUUCCAUUUCAAGUUGUCCCUAUCCUCUUUUUUCCUCCCCAUUCCAAUCGGUAGCAACAGAUGGCUCUGCUAGCCUGACUUUGAUCUAGUCACCAUCCCCAGGGGAGGAGGUUAACUGUUAACCAAGGAUGCUUUGCAUUUGGUGGGUAGUCAGUACAUGUUUUUGAGGAUAGUUAUUAAUAGAACAAUAGCAAGCUUUGCUGGUAUCUCCUCUCUUCAUCCUGCACUACUUGGCCUGCCUCAGCUCCUGACUGGGCCUCCCCCACCGGCCCCAACUUAUCCCUCAGUCCCAAAUCCCAUGAACUGCAUCCCUAGCACAACUCACCCAUAAAGGAAGCGAGACAACAGGAAGCGAAAUAAAUAAUUUUAGCUUAAUGAACACAAACUGACCAGUUGAUCUGGAUAAAUUACCUUGAACGUGCAGACAGAGGAGAUCCUACCAGGCUCUCCUAACGAGCAUUGCACCUGACAUCCAGUGUAACUAUCUGGACAACACAGACCCGAUUGCAGUCUCUCUGUACCUGUCUGAGCAGAUCUGUCCAUGCACCUGCCCUCUUCCUCAUCAAUGAACAAGUCGGGAAAAAGAUGAGUUCACGCUCAGUGCUCUGUUCCUCACUCAUUCCGCCUUUCAUUAUCAAGUCUGUGACACAAUGGUGAGCUUUCGCUUUAAUAUGAUUUGCUAGGGCCAGGACUAGGGUGAGGUGAGUGAGGCACCUAGGGCGCAAAAUUCAAAGAGGUGCCCACUCUCAGGGCCAUGCAAGUGCCUUACCCUCGUCCCAGCCCUGUGAUUUGCACUCUUUAAAGUAAUAUCAGUUUAUCUUCUUCCUAUGAACAAGUAUAGUCCUUCUGAUUUGGGGUGGGGGGUUAACUCCCUAUCUCUUGUUGCACCAAAUAUUUUAUUGCUACCUGUUUUUCCAUUGCUGUAAGUCUUUGUGUGCCUAUACAUUAAAGAAUCUUUAGUAGUGUUAAUGUCGGAAAACAUAGUUGAUUUCUAAGUAAUAUGCUCCAGGUGGCAAUUUAACACCCAUUUCAGCAGGGAUGCUCCCAGGGCCAGCCCUUCAACAAAAGAGUGACUGAGUUGGAGGUCUGUCACCAGGAUCCUCCCUCUCCUCUUUCUGCUCCAUUCUCCCAAACCUCGCUUCCCAGCACCAACUCUCCUCAGUGCCUCCUACUUCCUUCUCCUCCUCUCUAAGAAAAACAUGCUCUCAGGAAAGGGAUAAAUUCAUUUACUUUGAGAUUAUAAGGCUUAAUGCUACCUCUUUUGAGGGUAGCAUUUUAACAAGGGAAAAGCCUUAAGCCAAAGGACUGAAGUUCUACUUGCAGAAUGUUAGGCAUCAACUAGUGGUAGAAGUGUAUUUUUCACCAUGGAAAGGCCAAAUUCCCUGAUGCCUAACUCCAGAGUAUAGAAAAUAUCUUAAUUGCCUGGAAUCAUUUGAGUUACUAGCGGAUGGUCAAUUAAAUUGUCCUGAUACCCAAUGCUAUUCAAUAUGGUUACUACCAAGGGACUCUCAGAAAUGGCUACUAAAAGCCACUGAGAAGGUCUAGAUCAUUCAUAUUGUACAUUGACAUUUUUACAUAAAUGAAAUUAAUACUACUUACCAUUUGAGUAAAGAACACAAGGAUUUAAAGAGUCUGUGAAAAUAUGUCCUGUUUGUGAAAGGUGAAACUGUCCAAUCCAUGUCCCGUCAAUGUCAGUUGUCCAGUAUUGGUGGUGAUUAUUAAACUUAUUGGAGGUACAACUUUACCUCCAAUAAGCUUACCUUUACAAGCUUCUGCUUUCUCUGCUUCAUCUCUGUUAUGGGCUAUCAGUCCAGCUUGGUGUGAAAAUGAGACUAUAUCUAUACCAGAGCCCCCAGUCCUCUCAAAGCCUUUGCAUGUAUUUCAGCUACAAGUGACAAGGAUAUUAGGGAUUUAAAAGGACAAGAGAGUGGGAAAGAGGUAUAAGGAAGUGCCUUUGUCAAAAUGCAGCAAAAAGUAUAAUGAUAUAAACAUAAUAUGAAAUAAGCAAAGUUUUAGAAUACUUUGAAACAGAUUUAUAGAGGAAUACAUAGUAAAUAGUUAUAGACACACAUUUGGGGCGUUUUUAAUAAGAUUAGCAAGAAGACAUUUGCAUGAGUAAUGAGCAAUGUGAAACGGGCAUUAUACUUUUGUUCAGUAAAGCCCAAAAUCUAGGCCAAUCGUUCUCAAAGUGCAGUUCCAGGAGCAGCAACAGCAGCAUCCCUGGAGAGAGAGAGAGAGAGAGAGAGAGAGAGUGUGUGGGGGUGUGUGUGUGCGCGCGCGUUCCAGUGAUGUUACUCCUUCAAGCCCCUGAAUCACUAUAGCCACCACUCUCCAACUGAUUCCAACCUUUACCAUUAUUUUGGCUCUCAUCAUAAUGACCAGUCUCUGGCCAAGAGGUGUAUAUUGUUAUUUUGGUCAGGCAUAUGUUUGUUUGGUUUUAAGAAAUUAUCAGAUUGAGAAGUCUCAUGUUUUAUGGGACUCCGGUGCAUAUGCUCAAAAAAAAAAAAAAAAAAAA